Messenger RNA from Sebastes umbrosus (honeycomb rockfish), 2591 nucleotides. RefSeq names its product guanine nucleotide-binding protein G(i) subunit alpha-1. NCBI's taxonomy places the organism in Eukaryota, Metazoa, Chordata, Actinopteri, Perciformes, Sebastidae. Gene Ontology annotation, cellular component: heterotrimeric G-protein complex. Gene Ontology annotation, molecular function: GTPase activity; GTP binding; G protein-coupled serotonin receptor binding. Gene Ontology annotation, biological process: adenylate cyclase-modulating G protein-coupled receptor signaling pathway. The transcript is spliced from 9 exons. The record is from RefSeq and is a predicted model, not a curated record. The coding region runs from base 421 to 1485 and encodes 354 amino acids.
GGAAGCUCUGUAGUGUUCUGUCUUCCACCGUGUCUCUCUGAAUGCGCGAGGCUCUGCGCGAGGCUCUGCUCGACGUGUUUCACCCUGAGGACAGUAGAAUCACACCCAGGACGGACAGCUGUCGUGCGUUGAGACUUUAAACUAAUAUUUGAACCUGUUGGCUGUUAAAUCAGGAGGUUGACUGCGAGGCAGAGAGAAGAGCAGAGGGCGUGUUACAGUCUCAAGAGUUGAGACCUUCAUCACUCCUCCUCUUCCUCCUCCUCUCGCUGGAUGCUAGCUGUAGCUGUAGCUCGGUAGCUGUGUGUUGUGCAUGUCUGUUGCUCUCCUCCUAGUUGAAGUUACAGUCUGCCGUGUUUAGUGUUCAUAUCGAUCGGGAGGUGUUGGUGAAGAUAGAGACAGAAGAAGCAGAAGUAGGUGAAGAUGGGAUGUACUCUGAGCACCGACGACAAGGCGGCUCAGGAGCGGAGCAAGAUGAUCGACCGGAACCUCCGAGACGACGGAGAGAAAGCAGCCCGGGAGGUCAAGCUGCUGCUGCUGGGUGCUGGGGAGUCUGGGAAAAGUACGAUUGUUAAACAGAUGAAGAUCAUCCAUGAAGCGGGCUACUCAGAGGAGGAGUGUAAGCAGUACAAGGCCGUGGUCUACAGCAACACCAUCCAGUCCAUCAUCGCCAUCAUCAGAGCGAUGGGACGCCUCAAGAUCGACUUCGCUGAUCCAGCCAGAGCGGAUGAUGCGCGGCAGCUGUUCGUCCUGGCGGGUUCAGCAGAAGAAGGCUUCAUGACGGGCGAACUGGCCGGGGUCAUCCAGCGGCUGUGGAAGGACGGAGGCGUCCAGGCCUGCUUCAGCCGCUCCCGAGAGUACCAGCUCAACGACUCGGCAGCAUACUACCUGAACGACUUGGACAGGAUAUCCCACGGAGCUUACGUGCCCACCCAGCAGGAUGUGCUGAGGACCAGAGUCAAAACCACCGGCAUCGUGGAAACACACUUCACUUUCAAGGACCUGCACUUCAAAAUGUUCGAUGUCGGCGGUCAGAGAUCGGAGAGGAAGAAGUGGAUCCAUUGUUUUGAGGGAGUCACCGCCAUCAUCUUCUGUGUGGCUCUGAGUGACUACGACCUGGUGCUGGCGGAGGACGAGGAGAUGAAUCGAAUGCACGAGAGCAUGAAGCUGUUCGACUCCAUCUGCAACAACAAGUGGUUCACAGACACCUCCAUCAUCCUCUUCCUCAACAAGAAGGACCUGUUUGAGGAAAAGAUCAAGAAGAGCCCUCUGACCAUCUGCUACCCAGAAUACGCAGGCUCCAACACCUACGAGGAGGCAGCAGCUUACAUCCAGUGCCAGUUUGAGGACCUGAACAAGAGAAAGGACACCAAGGAGAUCUACACCCACUUCACCUGUGCCACCGACACCAAGAACGUGCAGUUUGUGUUCGACGCCGUCACCGACGUCAUCAUCAAGAACAACCUGAAGGACUGUGGCCUCUUCUAAAGGCAGCCGGGCGGACGGCUCACCGAGUGACUUUAUUCCAGGGGACUCUGACUGGAGGGAACUUGGUGGACCCUGCUGAGAAUGUCACUUUUAACCUCUUAUUAACUUAUGUUCAUCUCUAAAGGUUUUAAAGACGGUGUGUAGAGAAAACAUUUUGUGUAAAAUAUUUGUACAACUGUCUCUGGCUGGGGAUUUUUCACAGUUUUUAAAAUGUGCUUGUUUUACCUUAUUAUCAUUAUUUUAAAUUUUUAUAUAAAAAGGGGGGCCUUGACAUUUAUUUUUUGUCCAUGAAUGAACACUUUUUGUCUUCUGUCUGUCCGUAGGCCCCGGUGCCGUGCAUGCCUUAGUUGCAGUGUGUUUCUUUCUGUCCAGUUAGAUGUUUAGAGCUUUCUGUAGAUGUUACAUUGAACUCCUCCCGAGCCCCCCCCACCCCCGAGUAUCUAUUGUUUUCUCAUUAUUUCAUCGUCUCAUUUAUUUUUUUUGCCUCCUUGGACAAACCAAGCAAGACCAAGUCAUUCUGUAGACCAACUCACUCUGACUCUGACCUCCUGUGAGAGCUGUGUGUAAACCUUCUGGGAUGUGUGGUUCGCGUGUGUGCUGCGAGUGGGAGUUCUGUUUUGAUUGAGGCCAAAAGCCAGCGUGAGUGCGUGUGUGUGUGUGUGUGUGUGAGUGUGUGUGUGUGCGUGUGUGUGAGAGUGAAUGUGUGCACAAUAUUAAACAAAGGGACUUUAUUCCUCUACUUGUCAUCCUCUUUCAAAGUUUUAUUUUUCUAAGCGACCAAAAAGCAGCUCCUCUCUGUAAUAAAGUGCACGUUGUUGGUGCAAACUGAAACAUUCCCGAUUGAAUCACGAAGCAAAGAGAAGCUUUGAAAAGAGGAUGCCAACACGGCGGCCUUGUAGCAGACAAUAGGACCAUAACGUAGAUCUGUGACACGGCUGGGUGCGCUGUUACUGAUCAUGAUGUGUGAUGGUUUAAAGUUACAUAUCCCCCCCCACCCGACCCCCCGACCCUCUGUUUCCAUUGGAUGGGCACAUUAGUGGACUAAUCUCCAUGAUUUUGCUAAUAAAAGAGCUGCGAUGGUGAAACCAUGGCAACUUAUGCAACAA